AUGAAGGUCUUCAUCGCCCUAUUUGCCGUCGCUAUGGCGUCAGCGGCCCAAGCAUCCUACCUGCCGGCCGUCGAUAGCGCCUGGUCCCAUUCCGGGCUGGGAUGGAACUCCUGGAACGAUUGGGACGACUGGAAUGGCAACCAUAUCGCUGCCUACCCGUACGCUAAAUCAUGGUCUUCGGCAUGGCCAGCAGCAUCCUUGUACAACGGCUGGGACGGUCAGUAUGGACUCGGUUUGAACAAAGUCAACUCGUGGGGACUUCCGUGGGGAACCUAUGGAGCGGAUCAUGGAGCGUACGGUUGGGGACACCCCGGACUGGUGAAAACCGUUGUUCCAGUAGCGAAGCAGAUUGCUGCCACACCAGGAUCGUUGCACAUAGCGCCGGUGCCGCUUGGUCCGGAGAAGGUUGUUGCUCACUAG
Sabethes cyaneus is the source of this 420-nucleotide messenger RNA. RefSeq lists its product as uncharacterized. The transcript has 2 exons. The coding region runs from base 1 to 420 and encodes 139 amino acids. NCBI's taxonomy places the organism in Eukaryota, Metazoa, Arthropoda, Insecta, Diptera, Culicidae. The record is from RefSeq and is a predicted model, not a curated record.